Mirounga angustirostris (Northern elephant seal) is the source of this 1773-nucleotide messenger RNA. RefSeq names its product disks large-associated protein 4-like. Gene Ontology annotation, cellular component: postsynaptic specialization; glutamatergic synapse. Gene Ontology annotation, biological process: signaling. The transcript has 5 exons. The record is from RefSeq and is a predicted model, not a curated record. Gene Ontology annotation, molecular function: molecular adaptor activity. The coding region runs from base 454 to 1773 and encodes 439 amino acids. NCBI's taxonomy places the organism in Eukaryota, Metazoa, Chordata, Mammalia, Carnivora, Phocidae.
CUCAUCUGGGGCGCCGCGCCGGCCAGAGGAGAGGCAUGGGGCGCCCGCGGACCGGGGCCGCGGCCGGGGCCUAGGCGGCGGACCUGCGAGUGGACCCGAGCAGCGGCGGCGGCGCAGCGCAGCGGCCGAGCGGGCCGGAGGCGGCCGAGGCGCCGGGCGCAGACACUGGUGCCUCCCCCUCUGCCAGGUGCUGGGUGGCCAGAACCGGGUCUGUCCUGGUGCUGGAGGGCCCCCGUCUGCUGCCGCUUCUUGCCAGCACCUCUGACUGCGUGCCCGAAGGGAUGUGUGUGCCAGCCCUUGGUCCAGUGCCUGCUCCCGAGGUGACGCCUGCUGGUUCCCGACUGGUUCCCAUUUUCCCUCUGCACGUAGCUCCCUGGUUGGAUAGCCGCUGCCCGGGAGAGGCAACCCGGGCGCCCCACUAGGGCAACGGCCCCUGCCCUGAGGGCCGGGAUCAUGAAAGGCCUCGGUGACAGCCGCCCUCGCCACCUCUCCGACAGCCUGGACCCACCGCAUGAGCCCCUGUUCGCAGGGCCUGACCGCAAUCCCUACCUGCUAUCGCCCACGGAGGCCUUUGCCCGCGAGGCUCGAUUCCCUGGCCAGAACGCUCUGCCUGGGGAUGGUCUCUUCCCACUCAACAACCAACUGCCGCCUCCAAGCAGCACCUUCCCCCGCAUCCACUAUAACUCCCACUUUGAGGUGCCAGAGGAGAGCCCCUUCCCCAGCCAUGCCCAGGCCACCAAGAUCAACCGGCUGCCUGCCAACCUGCUGGACCAGUUUGAGAAGCAACUGCCCAUCCACCGCGAUGGCUUUAGCACGCUCCAGUUCCCCCGUGGUGAGGCCAAGGCCCGAGGUGAGAGUCCUGGCCGCAUCCGCCACCUGGUCCACUCGGUCCAGCGGCUCUUCUUCACCAAGGCGCCCUCACUGGAGGGCACGGCAGCCAAGGUCGGUGGCAAUGGCAGCAAGAAAGGUGGCCUGGAGGACGGCAAGGGCCGGAGGGCCAAGAGCAAGGAACGGGCCAAGGCUGGGGAACCCAAACGGCGUAGCCGCUCCAACAUCUCGGGCUGGUGGAGCUCUGAUGACAACUUGGACGGCGAGGGUGGCGCCUUCCGCAGCAGUGGUCCAGCCUCUGGGCUGAUGACGCUCGGCAGACAGGCGGAACGCAGCCAGCCACGCUACUUCAUGCACGCCUACAACACCAUCAGUGGGCACAUGCUCAAAGCAGCCAAAAACAACACCGCUGAGCUGACUGCCCCGCCACCCCCACCCGCACCCCCAGCCACCUGCCCCAGCCUUGGGGUGGGCACUGACACCAACUAUGUCAAGCGGGGCUCCUGGUCCACUCUGACCCUCAGCCACGCCCAUGAAGUCUGCCAGAAGACCUCAGCCACCUUGGAUAAGAGCCUGCUAAAGUCCAAAUCCUGUCACCAGGGUCUAGCCUACCAUUACCUGCAGGUGCCCGGCGGCGGCGGCGAGUGGAGCACCGCGCUGCUGUCCCCGCGCGACGCGGACGCCGCGGCCGAGGGCCCCAUCCCGUGCAGGCGCAUGCGCAGCGGCAGCUACAUCAAGGCCAUGGGCGAUGAGGACAGCGAUGAGUCCGGCGGCAGCCCCAAGCCCUCACCCAAGACGGCCGCGCGGCGCCAGAGCUACCUGAGGGCCACGCAGCAGUCGCUGGGAGAGCAGAGCAACCCCCGCAGGUUGGCCCCUUCCUUUGACGAGUUGACUCCGGAGAGCUCCGCCAUAAGCCCCCCACAGUUAAGCCUUGACCACCGGUGA